Molecule: messenger RNA, 4127 nt
Organism: Melanotaenia boesemani (Boeseman's rainbowfish)
Lineage: Eukaryota; Metazoa; Chordata; Actinopteri; Atheriniformes; Melanotaeniidae
Gene: ahcyl2b
Product: adenosylhomocysteinase like 2b
Exons: 17
Coding region: 44-1849 (601 amino acids)
Biological process (GO): L-methionine cycle
Cellular component (GO): cytosol
Source: RefSeq, a predicted model, not a curated record
CUCGCUAUCAGUGCUGGAAAAAAGACUUUGAGAAACUGCAGCGAUGUCAGUACAGGUUGUGGCAGCGAAAAUGGCAGAGGUCGAACUCAAAGACGUUUCCACCGGCAAAGACUUGUCUGUCGAAUCCCCUUUGACACCAAUGUCUGACGACAAGACCAUCGCCAAAAGCGACCCGCACGAGGCCGGUUCCCCUGCCGCUACGUCUCCUACCGCGGAGCCCUCCGCGAAAGCCGGGGAAGGCAGUCUGGGCUUGCUCAGUCCGAACGCCGCGAAGCUUCCUCAAGCGUCGGCUAUGAAGCGUUCAGACCCACAACAGAACGGUGGGGAAGCAUUUGUCAACCGCGAUGGCACUGUUGCCGAGGCUCCGCGGAUGAAAAAGAUCCAGUUUGCCGACCAAAAACAAGAGUUCAACAAGCGACCCUCCAAGAUCGGCCGGCGCUCUCUUUCCCGCUCCAUCUCCCAGUCCUCCACAGACAGCUACAGCUCAGCUGCAUCAUACACGGACAGCUCAGAUGAUGAGACGUCUCCUCGGGACAAGCAACAGAAAAACUCUAAGGGCAACGGAGACUUCUGCAUCAAAAACAUCAAGCAGGCCGACUUUGGACGCAGAGAGAUCGAGAUCGCUGAGCAAGAGAUGCCGGCGCUGAUGGCUCUGAGGAAGCGAGCCCAGGGGGAGAAACCCCUUGCUGGUGCCAAGGUGGUGGGUUGCACCCACAUAACCGCACAGACUGCUGUGCUGAUGGAGACUCUGUCAGCUUUGGGGGCUCAGUGCAGAUGGGCAGCAUGCAACAUCUACUCCACCCAGAAUGAAGUGGCAGCUGCUCUGGCAGAGGGAGGUUUCAACGUAUUUGCAUGGAAGGGUGAGUCAGAGGACGAUUUCUGGUGGUGCAUCGAUCGCUGUGUGAACGUGGAAGGCUGGCAACCAAACAUGAUCCUGGAUGACGGUGGAGAUCUAACUCACUGGAUUUACAAAAAAUAUCCCAACAUGUUCAAGAAGAUCAAGGGCAUCGUAGAGGAGAGUGUUACCGGUGUGCACAGGUUGUACCAGCUGUCCAAGGCCGGGAAGCUGUGUGUUCCAGCCAUGAACGUCAACGACUCGGUCACCAAGCAGAAGUUUGAUAACCUCUACUGCUGCAGAGAGUCCAUCCUAGAUGGCUUGAAGAGGACCACUGACGUCAUGUUUGGAGGGAAACAAGUGGUGGUGUGUGGAUAUGGAGAGGUUGGAAAAGGCUGCUGUGCUGCCCUCAAAGCUAUGGGCUCCAUCGUCUACGUCACAGAGAUCGACCCCAUCUGUGCCUUGCAGGCCUGCAUGGAUGGCUUCAGGCUGGUGAAACUCAAUGAAGUCAUCAGACAAGUGGAUAUUGUCAUCACCUGCACAGGAAAUAAAAACGUUGUGAUGAGAGAGCACCUCGACCGCAUGAAGAACGGCUGCAUCGUCUGCAACAUGGGGCACUCCAACACAGAGAUCGAUGUGGCAAGCCUGCGGACUCCUGAACUAACCUGGGAGAGAGUGCGCUCUCAGGUGGACCAUGUCAUCUGGCCUGAUGGCAAGAGGAUAGUCCUGCUGGCAGAGGGUCGUUUGCUGAACCUGAGUUGUUCCACUGUACCCACUUUCGUGCUUUCUAUCACUGCAACAACUCAGGCCCUGGCUCUGAUAGAGCUAUACAAUGCCCCAGAGGGACGCUACAAGCAGGAUGUCUAUCUGCUGCCGAAGAAGAUGGAUGAAUAUGUGGCCAGCCUACAUCUCCCAACAUUUGAUGCACAUCUUACAGAACUAAGCGAUGAGCAGGCCAAGUAUCUGGGCUUGAACAAGAAUGGACCCUUUAAGCCAAACUACUAUAGGUAUUAAAGCAGUGUUGAGUGGGGUUACCUGAGAAAAUAUCAGUGCUCCAUGAAUCGCACAGACUCGCAGAGGGAGAGGAGGAGGAAAAGACAGAUGGACAGAAGAGUCAACUCACCUGCUUUACAUCUGGCGCAAGAAGGGAGGAGAGUGUGUGGUUUUCCCUGCGCUUAUGGCGGUCGUUUUAUUUAUUUCAUACAUGACCACAGUAAUAAUAGUAAUAAUGAUAAUAAUAAUAACUACUCUGUGGAGCUGCUCCUGCCAUUUGCCACUAGCUAGCUCCACUUCUUCUCCUGAAAGGUGUUGUACGUCCCUUCAACCUGUCAUUUCACCAUCAACAACUUUCUCUUUAGACGCUCAUUUAUGUGUCAAGUUGUGUGUAACUCCUCCAUCCUCCCUUUUCCUUUGCUAGACCUUUAUUUCUUUAUCUGUUAAAGAAUAAAUUACAGAUGCUAAAAGGAUAUAUACUCUAUAAAAACUUGAUUUAAAAAAAAAAAUGUGUGAAUGAAGAUUUAGUGAUGGACAAUUUUUCAUGUCCUUUUUCUUUUUUUUUUUGUUGUCAUUGUCUUUUCUACCUAUGAUUUUGUUUUCUCCUGUGUAACUUUUGUAAGGGUGGGACUAGAUUUAGUGGGAGGGUCUUGGGGUCCAAUCAUAUCUUGGAUUUUAUUUGAAUGAGAUUCAUGUUUGUUUUUGUUUUUAUUUUUUUAACGGUAUGACUGGGUGGCAACUGGUUCUUUCCACCUGUCAUUUAGACCCACAGUCAGCACGUUUACAUGACAAACAAAAAUAAAACGGUGUUAGUCAGACUAAAACUGGACUUUUUAAAUGAAUUUAACAUAAUGAUAUGACUGAAACCCCAAAGCCAAGCUAAGACAUCAUGUUAAAUCUGGGUGGAAGUUGGAAAACACCUUCAUGUACACACCAUGCUGAACUCAAAUGGGCCCAUGUACUCUGCACAUGCUCCAAAGUCUGCCCUUGUCUAAAGGCAUUAAAGCGUUAAGUAUAUAUUUAUACUAAAUUCCCAGUAAAGCUGCUCUCAUGCUCGUAUUUUACUGAUUCAUUGGCCAGGCAGAUAAACACAUCACAAACUGGGGCUGAAAAGCAGCCUAUUAGGAUCCUGUGUCAGCUCACGUUGACUUAAAUAAUUUCCAGACUUGCUUUUCUCUAAUAAAAUCCAGAUUUUGUUAUAAUGGUGGCAUCGUGUAACAAAAUUUUCUCAAGUGCAGUGAAUUUUUAUUACACGUACAAUGAUCUACAGAGAAAUUUAAAAGCAACAGAAUGUCUUCGUUUCUCCCCCCACAGUCCACGGCAUCGAUGUUGGACAUGUUUUUUGCUGAACAACUCAGUUCACUUACCUUGCAUGUAUACUGGGAGAAGAACGCGGUCCAUUUAAAUCUUUGCUCAGCCCAACUGUGCAUGUAAUGGUGCUGAGUGAAAUCCACCUGAUCGGCUGCUCUUCUCCUGGCUUCCGGCUGCAUAAACAUGCCAGUGUUAAAAGAAAUGAAGAGUAUUUAACCUUUACAUUUAGACUUUUCCUUUAACAAUAACUGACUCUGUAUUAGAAGCAUGGCUGAUCGUUAAAUCAUGACAAUGGUAUACUGUAUAUUUAGAUAUUUAUAUAGAAUUUAAGAUAUUUCUAUCUUUUUUUUUCUCUCCUGCACCAUCUUAUAUUAUUUUUAUCAGAAUCAACACAUCACACAAUGCGAUUCAGUAUUCUAAUGAUCUGUGUAAUAAAUAUACUCAAACCUGUAUUUUUUAAAUACUAUGAUAGAAUAUUUACAGAACAUUAAAAACAAGGUGUUGCCAGGUUGAUACUGAAGCAGAUGUCUUCUAUCAGGUCCUUCAAUGAAAAAUAAUUAAUAUGGUGCUGUUUUAAUGUACUUGUCAUACACAAACGCAACAGAUCAGGUACCUGCCAGUGUAGAUUUAAUAAAAUUUUAAAACAUCACUAUUCAUGAAUGUAGUUUGGCCUCAAUAGUGGGCCGUUGAAGGUUUUUGUUCUGAUCGCAGCAGCUCGUCUCCAUGCUAAGCUGAUGGUUGAUGAUGUUGGUCAUGAUGCUGAUUUCACCAAAUGGCUAAAUGCAGCCUGUUUCUGUACCAGCUCUUAGCCUCGACCAUUCAUUUUCUGCCUGCUCGAUUUUGUAAGGAAGGCACCUUAAGCUAAACAAACAAAAACAAAACAAAAAAAAAUAUUCAUACAACAGUAAAUUAUCCAUAUCUGGACAUUUGUUGUACUGUGCUGCACAUGGAAAAACAAUUCCACCUUUCAAGCAGAUGGCACAAAAAC